AUGAUGAUGAUGAUGAUGAUGAUGAUGAUGAUGAUGAUGAUGAUGAUGAUGAUGAUGAUGAUGAUGAUGAUGAUGAUGAUGAUGAUGAUGAUGAUGAUGAUGAUGAUGAUGAUGAUGAUGAUGAUGAUUUGGAUGAUGAUGAUGAUGAUGAUGAUGAUGAUGAUGAUGAUGAUGAUGAUGAUGAUGAUGAUGAUGAUUUGGAUGAUGAUGAUUUGGAUGAUGAUGAUUUGGAUGAUGAUGAUGAUUUGGAUGAUGAUGAUGAUGAUGAUGAUGAUGAUGAUGAUGAUGAUGAUGAUGAUGAUGAUGAUGAUGAUGAUGAUGAUGAUGAUGAUGAUGAUGAUGAUGAUGAUGAUGAUGAUGAUGAUGAUGAUGAUGAUGAUGAUGAUGAUGAUGAUGAUGAUUUGGAUGAUGAUGAUGAUGAUGAUGAUGAUGAUGAUGAUGAUGAUGAUGAUGAUGAUGAUGAUGAUGAUGAUGAUGAUGAUGAUGAUGAUGAUGAUGAUGAUGAUGAUGAUGAUGAUGAUGAUGAUGAUGAUGAUGAUGAUGAUGAUGAUGAUGAUUUGGAUGAUGAUGAUGAUGAUGAUGAUGAUGAUGAUGAUGAUGAUGAUGAUGAUGAUGAUGAUGAUGAUGAUGAUGAUGAUGAUGAUGAUGAUGAUGAUGAUGAUGAUGAUGAUGAUGAUGAUGAUGAUGAUGAUGAUGAUGAUGAUGAUGAUGAUGAUGAUGAUGAUGAUGAUGAUGAUUGGAUGA
Schistosoma mattheei is the source of this 744-nucleotide messenger RNA. The record is from the annotation of a GenBank genome assembly. Lineage: Eukaryota; Metazoa; Platyhelminthes; Trematoda; Strigeidida; Schistosomatidae.